UCCACGCAUCCAGAGCGACUCGACUCGGCGCCAAAACCCAAGAUAGAAUUCCCCCCAGUGCAACAGCCAUGUUGAACUUCUGCCGUCAUAGCCACACAGCUUCCAGCAUCCUUUGGUCACCGCUCAUCUUGGUCUUGGCGCUGCUGUUUUGUGAAGUAGCGGCUCAGGAGGACGUUCAGACCCAGUCCCCUGCCCAGGUGCUCAAGGACCUGUUGGCCCGCCAUGGAGACAACAGCACUAUCACUGUGCCACAGCUGCGCUCCCUACUGGCCCUUCUGAGCCAGGGCCAAAGCGACGGCCAGGCCCACGUGGGACACCAGGAUGUGACCAUCACGACAACGCCCCCCAAACUGAACAAAUCCAAGUGCUUGCCAGAGGAUACCUUAGCCAUCUACAGGAUGGAUGAGCAGUCUCGUCUCGAUGGGCGGGACUUGCAGGAGUUGUGCCCCACCAUGCUGCAGCAGUUGGAUGCCGGUGCGUGCCACGCCCACAAUCAAGACGAGCUGAGCAGCGAUGCCUCGCCAAGACCAACUGAUGGUGAAGUGUGGGGCUAUGGAUUCCUGAGUGUGACGCUCAUCUCGCUGUGCUCGCUGUUGGGGGCCUGCGUGGUGCCCUUCAUGAAGAAAACCUUUUACAAGCGUCUGCUACUAUUCUUCAUUGCGCUGGCCAUCGGCACGCUGUACUCAAACGCCCUUUUCCAGCUCAUCCCAGAGGCCUUUGGCUUUGAUCCUAUGGUCAACUUCUACGUGUCGAAGUCUGCGAUGGUGUUUGGAGGCUUUUACCUCUUCUUCUUCACCGAGAAGAUCCUCAAGAUGCUCCUCAAGCAGAAGCACACGGGUCACGGCCACAGCCAUUACUCCAGCGCUGAGCACUACUCUGCACCCGACAGAGACGUGGAGGAGGGUGAGAAGGUGCAGCAGAAUGGGGAGAUGAGCGGCAGCCAUGCUGUGGGCAAAAUGGACGCCGGUGAGGGCGAGCUCAUGCUGAGGCCCUCACAGACACCGCAGGACUCGCAGAGUGUGGAUGGUGGCGGGGGGCGGGCCAGCAGGAGCGCCGGCAGCUGCUAUUGGCUUAAAGGAACGCCGUACUCUGACAUUGGCACACUAGCCUGGAUGGUCACGUUGAGUGAUGGUCUGCACAACUUCAUCGAUGGCCUGGCCAUCGGCGCCUCCUUCACUGCCUCAGUCUUUCAGGGCAUCAGCACAUCUGUGGCAAUUUUGUGCGAGGAGUUUCCCCACGAGCUUGGUGAUUUUGUAAUCCUGUUGAAUGCUGGCAUGAGCAUCCAGCAGGCGCUCUUCUUCAACUUUGUGUCGGCUUGCUGCUGCUACCUGGGGAUGGCCUUUGGCAUCCUGGCCGGAAACAGCUUCUCCCCCAACUGGAUCUUCGCCUUGGCGGGGGGGAUGUUCCUCUACAUUUCUCUGGCGGACAUGUUCCCCGAGAUGAACGAGGUGAGUCGCGAGGAGGAAGACGCCGGUGGCAGCAGCUUCCUGCUCACGUUCGCCAUCCAAAACGCCGGCCUGUUGACGGGCUUCGCCAUCAUGCUGCUGCUCACCACCUACUCUGGAGAGAUCCAGCUGGUUUAGCCGCUAUUUUGGCUCACCGAUGUCAUGUGACUAACUGACAAUGGCAAACUUUCAGAAAGUGACGAGAGCAAACGGUCUGGUUACUGCUAAGUUCUUCUUUUCUUUUUCGUCUUGGGUUUCAAAUCAAACCAAAUAGGCCUUUUUUCCCCCCCUACGUGACAUCAGCUCCUCUCCCAUUGCUAAAACUACACUAAAACUUUUUCUCUCUUUGUUUGUUAAUAGACAAUUUACAAUAUACAGGAAUAUUUUUAUAUUAAUUCUAAUUGAUAAUCAUCACAAUUAUUGAUUAAUAAUGUGUAUUAUAUUAUAAACUGAUAAUGGACAAUUUACUAAAUUACAAAAUGACUUAAUUCAUUUGUAUUAAUAAUUCUGUUGUAAAUAUCAGUUAAUUUAUGAUUAUUGUGAAAAUGAAAUAUAUUACCUCAUUGUAAUUAAUAUAAUACUUUAUAAUUCAUAUGAUUUUAAACAGACAAUAAUGAUAAUAGACAAUUUAAUAUCAUCACAUUUAUGUAAUUAGUUUACACCCAUUACGUUAUUAAUGAAUGAAUUAAAAUUUGAACUCAUGUGAGGUGCACAUUCAUUUGGGGCCAAGUCCUUUUUUUGCAUGCGCCUGGCUUUCAUACCUUCAAGUGACGCGUAUUCUCCUGUAAUGACUUCUAAACUGUGACACAACCAAUGUCACUCUAUUUCCUGGAGCGUGGCGUUUUCCUUCGAUGUGAAUGCCAUAGAAAUUAAUUUGGAAAAUAUAUCAGUAGAGCUGUCAUGAUCGCAUCUUUUUGCAAUCGAUUAUCCUCUAGAUAUUUUGUCGACGAAAUGAGUUUUAAUUUAUUUAUUUUUUUAACUACAAACAUGCAUUUUAUUCUCAUUUAUGAGGGCUGGACUUCUGUCCUUAAACUGCAUAUGUUGGUACUGAGUGUAUGGUAUAAACUGCACAGAAUUUGAGACAACAAAAUCAGCCUUUGCUAAACGGUUAGCAUUCGUGAUUUGCAUUAGCUCGCUACCGAUUAACAUUUUAGGUAACACCUCUUAACUACCAUUCAGCAUACAUCAUUUUAUAUGUACAUUACACAUCUAAGAGUGUCUUAAAAUCACUUACAUACGCUCCUCUGUCAUUUUUGGUAAGGUUUAUCAGUGGACCAACAUUGCGUCCGUCUUCAAUAAAUGUCCGUCUGGUAAACAUGGACAGUGGCCAAAUGGUUCAAAUGCUUUCCAUCCAUCCAUUUUCUGACCUGCUUAUCCUCACUAGGGUCGCGGGUGUGUUGGCGCCUAACUCAGCUGACUUUGGGCAAGAGGUGGGGUACACCCUGACUGGUUGCCAGCCAAUUGCAGAGCACACAUCGACAAACAAUCAUUCACAUUCACACAUACGGGCAAUUUAGAAUCUUCAAUUCAAAUUCUUCAAAUUAUGUAUUUAUUGGACUUAGACUCGAUGCGAAGACACACUUUUUUGUCACUUUUAUGUAAUUUUUUUGUUCGUUCAGUGUUUACUGGCCUGUGUCAUUGACAAGGUUUAUUUCCAGAGAGUUACUGAUGCCGUUACAUACUUUAGCUGCAGCAUAACAUAUUUAUAUCAUGUGAAGAAGAUGCAGUAUGAUUUAUCAGCAUGGAAAGUGGCAUUAAGGUAGUAAAUGGAUGAUAAGCUCAGUGCUAUCUUUGCUGCUGCUUGACACGGAAAGUGUUCAUGGGAGAUUACUUAUUGCUUCUUUUAUGCUUUCUACAACAGCCAUGUAAGCAGGACAUUCUCUCUUAUUUUUUUUGUAUCCUGUAAUAAUGUUGAAAUGUUUCAAAACGUCGUGUGUAAGCAGGCCUGCCACACACUUUGAUGGUGUUACUGUGACUUCCAAUCAACUGAAUUGAUUGUUCACAUUUGUGACCAUGCAACAUUUAGAAGACACCAAACCUUUCGGUGUGCCCCCCCCCCCCCCCCCAAUUCUUUUUGAGUUUUCUAGAUACGAAUAAAAUAUAAAUUUUUCAAGAAAAUCAUUACUGUGUGCUAUAAGAUGACUUUAUACUUGAACAAUAAAAGAUUUUCCAUGAAUGUCUCU
This is a messenger RNA of Phycodurus eques (leafy seadragon), 3628 nucleotides long. RefSeq names its product solute carrier family 39 member 14 (gene slc39a14). Gene Ontology annotation, molecular function: zinc ion transmembrane transporter activity. Gene Ontology annotation, cellular component: membrane. The record is from RefSeq and is a predicted model, not a curated record. Gene Ontology annotation, biological process: intracellular zinc ion homeostasis; zinc ion import across plasma membrane. Lineage: Eukaryota; Metazoa; Chordata; Actinopteri; Syngnathiformes; Syngnathidae.